GCCAUCACCAAACAUCACUCCUCAUAGCAACUGCAUCUCCGGAUUUCAAUUUCUCUUUGCCAAUCAUGUAUCCAUCCCUUCGUAUACUUCUUACUGGUAAGGGGGCUUUAUUAGGCCCUGUAAUCAAGGACAAAACUACGAACGUAUCAAAAUGUUAUCGUUUUUCAAGAGUACCAUAUGCUUUACCGCCAACAGGUAAAAGACGAUGGCGAAAGCCGCUUCCGCUCCCUUCUAACUUCUCAUAUGGUCCCGAAAAUAAUCCGCCGACUUACAAUAAGCCUUCUAUUUCAUGCCCGCAAUCUCCGCUACUUGUAUCACCAGGCAGCUCGAGCGAGGAUUGUUUACAGUGUAACAUCUAUAUCCCACUUGGUGAUCCACCAUCAGGUGGUUGGCCAGUGUUCUUCUAUAUUCAUGGUGGCUUCCUUCAAUACGGCUCCAACAACUCAGACGACCCUUCUUCGUUAUUGGCCGAGUCAGACGUGAAAUGUAUUAUUGUAUGUCCCAAUUAUAGACUCGGGGUUUUUGGAUUUCUAGCAGGUAGGGAACUUUGGGACGAUACUUCAGCCGGAAACUUAGGACUCUGGGAUCAACGAGCCGCGCUUGAAUGGACAUAUGAAAAUAUCGAGUUCUUUGGUGGCAAUAAAGAGAAUAUCACAGUCGGUGGUUUAUCCGCUGGUUCUUAUUCCGCAUUUCAUCAGCUAGCGUACGACAUCGGCCCAAAUUCUAAACGCCAAAUUAUUCGUAGAGUUAUUCAAUGGUCAAAUGGAUGUGGCGUUGAGCCCAAACAAAUUUCUGAAGCUCAAGAACAAUUUGAUGAUUUACUUUCUGUUUUGGGAAUAUCUCGGUCUUUGAGUGGAAGACAGACCGUGGAAGUCCUUCGCAGCAAAAGCUGUGAUGAGUUGAUAGUUGCCGUUGGGAAAAUGAAGCAAGUCUUUAUUCGUCCGGUCCUCGAUGGAGAGUUCAUCUCCAAGGAUUUGUUCACUAGAAUCUAUGACGGCUCGUUUGGGAAACGAUUCAAAGAACUUGGCAUCAAAACCAUCAUCGGGGAUCUUACACAAGAAUUUCAGCUCUAUAAAAACGUGUUUCCCCCACAUUCGUAUGAGAGAUUGAUUGACCGUCUGUCAUGGGACUAUCCACGAAGUAUCGCCAAGGCCGUUUGCGCCAAAUACAAACCGGACCACUCUUCUCCAAAUUAUCCUAAGGAGCACUGGAUUGAAGUCUUUGGCAAAUUGUAUGCUGACAUGCAGAUACAUUCCACUAUGCGCGGCUUUCUUGUCGCAAUAUCUUCUGAUGUUCCAAUUGAGAACAUCAAUCGAUACAGAAUCGAUUGGAGAACUGAAAGUGUGGACAGAAGGUUGCCUAAAAUUGUUGGUGCCACUCACGGGACGGACAUGUCAAUUUGGUUCUUUGGGAACGGUGAUUUAUUGAAUGACAAUGAGAAGGUCGUAUUGAGAGAGUGGUUGAAACCAAUGGCUGAUUUCAUAAAAGGUGAUGAUUUUACUUGGGGUACACGGUCAAUUAAGGAGGUAAAAUUUCUUACUUCAGAUGGAGACAUUCAGAUUAGGAAAGACGAUAUAUUUCAACAGAGUCUGGAUUUGUGGAAUGUUUCAAAAGCGGUUAUCGAAUCUCGAAAUCAAAGUAAACAAUCUAAGAUAUGAGAUCUUAGAUUUAUGUUUCUGAAAUUACUAUAGUUAUUGAGGUGAUUGCACCGAGUUUCUCCUAUGUCCGAUAACUCUACGAACGGUCGUUGACUUCAAUCUAAGGACCAGAAAUCUUCUAGUGAUUCCA
Botrytis cinerea B05.10 is the source of this 1788-nucleotide messenger RNA. RefSeq lists its product as hypothetical. The transcript has 2 exons. The coding region runs from base 66 to 1658 and encodes 530 amino acids. The record is from RefSeq and is a predicted model, not a curated record. NCBI's taxonomy places the organism in Eukaryota, Fungi, Ascomycota, Leotiomycetes, Helotiales, Sclerotiniaceae.